Phaedon cochleariae (mustard beetle) is the source of this 3716-nucleotide messenger RNA. The record is from the annotation of a GenBank genome assembly. NCBI's taxonomy places the organism in Eukaryota, Metazoa, Arthropoda, Insecta, Coleoptera, Chrysomelidae.
UUGACAUAUUCAUGACAACUCGCUUUUGUUGUUUGGCGAAUUAUUUUUUUUAGAAGUGCGAAAGGAAAAUAUUGUGUGUUAUACCCGUUACAAAAAAUACAAAUUCUUAGUGGAAAGUGCAACGUAUGAUGGUAAAAAGUUUUCCAAAAGAGCACGAGGGUCUGAAGAAUACUGAAGACAGUGACAAAUUUUGUUUGGGGAACCUUGAUUUGUUGAAUUUGAGGCUUGAUUUUUCUUCUGAACCUUGGAAAGUGAAACCUGAAAGAAAUCCAAUACCCAGAGGAUUUGAGAGAGGUUCUGGCGACAGUAUUCCCACUUCUAGGCAUCGUCAUUCUUUAGCAAGAACGGAAACAAGGUCACUGGUUCCUAAUAUCACAAAAUUGCCUAAAGGUUAUGGUAAUUCACAUCCAAACCCUACAUCAAUUCCUUCAGAAAACCUCGUCCUGUUGUAUGCAAAGGACCGCAAACCCGAAUACAUUUCCACAGAGAAAAUAAGCCGCCAGGAUUUUCUAUUUCCAAGCAAAAAGAAAACCCGCGCAAAAAUAUUCGACAUUGUAUCCGAGGAUAGAAUGCCAAAAAAUUUCAUUUAAUCUAGCUCACGGACCGACAGAAUAGACAGUGGUAGUUUCCCAUUCAAAUUGACACCCAGUGGUAAUCUCAAAGUCGAGACAUCUCAAGUAGUUUUUUCUUCAAAUAAAUUGAGCGUUCUAGUAGCUGAUCCUAAAAAUACUAAAGUUAGCAUCCAGCCAGAAGCGAAUUAUACUAAAAUGGCGCAUGAGACCGAUGUAUCAAAAACAUCUGCUAUGGAUACCAUAAUGAGUCAGGCAGGAUUCUCUAGCCUAGGUACCCUCAUAGGGAAUACACCGAUACGAAGUGGCAAUAAAGAAGCUUCUGAAUACGAAAGUAAACAAACUUCUGAAAUUUUGGACCCAGAACUAAAUUUGGGACGGUUAGGUUAUAGUGGUACCGACGAAAUAUCCUGGCAAAAAGUUGUUUUACCUGAAAAGAAGAAUUUAUAUUUGGAACUGUAUUCACGUAUCACCAAUUACACAAAUGCUGAUUGCAAAGUUUAUAUCGAUAACGAAGAAUUCAAUUGCCACCUUAUAGUACUUCAGUGUUAUUCAGAACUGUUUGACGCAUAUAUUGCCGUGAAAAAAGUGGAGCUACCAGCGGAUAAAUGUAGUGCUGCAGCUUUUGCAUUCAUAUAUGAAUGGAUGAUAACUGGAGAACCUUCAUACAAAGAGUUGAGCAGAGAAAAUGUCUUAGAUAUUUUCAAUUCAGCAAAAUAUCUCAAAAUAAAAGAUUUGGUCGAGCAAUGUUGGGCAUUCAUAGAUCAUGCUGAAGUAUUUACUGAAGACACAGCUUUUCUUCUUUAUAUGGACGCUAAAGAAAAGAAUCUUCCCGAAGUAAGAGAGCUGAUGCUGCCAAGAAUUCAAGGAUUCUUCCUGAUGUUAGUCAGCUCCCAAAACUGGCUCGAGCUAGAGCUAGAAGAUAUCAAAAAUUUCCUCAAAUCCAACUACAUAUGUGUGAAUUGUGAAAUGGAAGUUUUUAUGUCUGCGGUGAGAUGGUUAAAACAUGACUGGGCAUCACGUGAUAGACAUAAAUAUGAAAUACUGGAAUGUGUUAGAUUUGGAAAUAUAGCCCCAUGGCAGUUGGUAGAUAUCAAGAGAAAUCCGGAAAAUCCCGAUUUCAUGGAAUUGGCUAAAGAUUCAAGAAUAUGUAAGAUGAUAGAUGAUGGAUUGGCAUAUGUUAUUAUCAAGUACUGGUAUGGUCAAGAAAAUGAUGAUUUUCAACAUUGGAAUGCAGUAUUAGGUCUUCAGGAGCCACCCUCAAGAAACUGGAGCGGAUCAGACAAAACUUAUUUCACUUACAGGGAGUUUUUGAUUUAUUUGGACCAGUACCGAAGAAACCAGCUGAUCGAAAAGAACAAGCCUAAAAUCGGCAAUGAUAAAAUGGAGUACAGCCAGCCUUUGAGAAGAUCAAAUCCAAAUCCACCUCCGCCAGAGAAAAAUUCUCCCAGAGUGCCGACUAUGGAAGAAUUUUUGUCCAAGAAGAAAAAAUAUAUGGGCAACCCUGCUCUUUCUGGUCCAUCAGGAGAAAGCACCACUUUAAGCAAGACACCUGCUAGCUCGAAAAUAUCGCCAAGAAGAAGAAAAUGGCUGACAAGACCCGACGCAGCUAUAAUCAUACAGAGAGCUUACAGGGAAUACAGAAAGAGAACCCUACUCAAAACUCUGAACUGUGAAAUCUCCAAGAAGCAUCGAAAUAUAGAAAAUAAGAGAACCAGAAAAGAAAAAGUUUUCAGCAUUUUCAGCUACUACCCAAAGUCAAAGAGCAUGCCACAACAACUCGACUUCCUCAGCAACUGUCAUUUGGCCAGUACUAGGCGGGACCUUUUGAAGGAGGACUCGUUAUUUCAGAAAAACAGGGAGACGGUCCUGGUUUUUGGGGGUAUAGACGCUCACAGCGACUACGGCACUGGAAGGAAUACAGGGAAAGAUAUCUACAGGUACCUUCCUGCUGUCAACACGUGGGAAUUCGUUGCUGAGUUACCUGAGCCGAGACAUCAUCAUUGUGCUGAAUUCUUCAAAGGAAAAAUAUUUUUGGUUGGUGGUGGAGAUCCAACAGAAAAUGGCGACUCACAACAAUCCCGUGUAGUUGGCACAACAUGGAGUUUCGACCCAGUAACGAAAGUUUGGUUCAAGGAAUCGCCUCUGUGGGAACCCAGGAAAAAUUUCGGACUAGCUGGUUGCAGUUUAGGAUUGUAUGCUAUCGGCGGUCAAGGAAAACAAUACGAGGCCCUUAGAACAGUGGAAAGGUAUAAUACCGAUAGAAAAUGUUGGGAGAUCAUGGCACCCUUGAUAAGAGCGAGAACUGGAUUCGCUUGUGCUAAGUACCGAAAUCACAUAUGGGUGGCCGGAGGAUUAUCUUCAGGUUCUGAGAAAAACAUCGAUAUUCUUGAUUCCGUAGAAACAUACGACCUUCGAGCCAAUCAAUGGACUGAAAUGAAUUUUCCUCUUCCAUUUCCGCGCUGCUUUUCGUGCAUGUUCGUCAUGUCCGAUCGACUCUACGUCAUAGGUGGCGCUGGCCGAGCCUCGGAAAACGUCCAAACUACUGCCAGCGUCGGCUCGGUGGAUUACUGGAACGACAAGAAAUUGGAAUGGAAGCACGUGACAGAUCUGAGCAUCCCCAGACAUGGCCACGCAGUCUCCUAUCUCGGCACUCAGAUUCUGAUCGUCGGAGGUGUGACGACCAUAUACGGCAGGGCACUCAGUAAUACGGAGUGUUUUUGCAGCCAAAGAGAAACAUGGGUUCGUGGUCUAGCCUGCUUACCAACUCCUCUAUCAGGUCACUCGAUAGUAACUUUGCCACCAGCAGCACUUUUAUCGUUCUAAAUUUCGAAGACUGUUGUGAGAUUAUCAAAAAAAAGGGAUUCAGGUGAUACUAGGGUACUACCUACUUAUCUCUCAAUCUCUAUCAGCAAUCAGCGAAUUGAAUAUAGGUAGUCUAGUAGUCUAGUCAAGCCUGCAGCAAAACUACUGAUGAUUCCUGUUUGGUUCGGAAUGUAGUCGAGUUUGUGGUAAAUGUCUUUAGAUGUCACUAAGUUACAAAGUAUGGUUUACAGUGACUUGAAUUCAUAAAAUAUAAUAAUUAUUUUAUUUAUUUACCUUGUUUUAUACUUUACAUAUAUUUUUUCAAUAAAGUGCUUCAGCAUU